ACCCAAUCCAUCACUUCACUCUCACAAUCCUCACAGCACAGAUUCCCAACCAACUCAUUCGAUCGAGAAGAAUGCCUCUCUCUCUAACCACCGCCCUCCUCCUCCUCUCUCUCCUCACCACCCCCACCACCUCCCUCCCUUCCACCGUCGGCUUCACCUUCAACCCCACCCCCACCACCCCCUCCCCUUCCCACGUCGCCUCCUCCCUCCACUCCCUCCGCAUCUCCUCCGUCCGCCUCCCCAACCCCAACCCCGACUCCAUCCGCGCCUUCUCCUACUCCAACAUCUCCCUCCUCCUCUCCCUCCCAAACUCCCUCGUCCCUUUCCUCGCACACAACCGCUCCAACGCCCACCUCUUCCUCUACACCCACGUCGUUCCCUUCUACCCCCGCGCCCGCAUCACCGUCAUCUCCGUCGGCUCCGACCCCCUCCUCCACUCCGACGAUCUCUCCGACCUCAUCCUCCCCGCCAUCCAGAACGUCCACCUGGCCCUCCGCCGUCUUGGCAUUAACGAUAUCGCCGUCUCCACCACCUUCUCCUUCCUCAAAGUUGUAACCACUGCCUUCCCCCCCUCCUCCGCCGAGUUCCAGCCCCCCGUGGCCGACGUCCUCGUCAAACCUUUGCUCGACUUCCUCGACCAGACCAACUCUUCCUUCCUCGUCAAUCUCCGCCCCUACGACGUGUACAAGGCCAAGCACGAGAUCCCCAUCGGGUUCGCCCUGUUCCGGGAGACCCCGUUUAACUUCCGCGACGACGCAGUGACGGGAGUCCGGUACCGGAACCUGUUCGAUGCGAUGGUGGACGCGGUAGUCUCGGCGAUGGCAGUGGCAGGGCAUGAGAACAUCCCCGUCGUGGUGACGGAGACCGGAUGGCCCAGCGGCCAGGUGCCCGGCGUGAACGGCGAUCCUGACGCUACCGAGCUCUUCGCGGGGAUGUAUGUGAACGGGUUGAUUGAGCAUUUGAAGUCGGGACUGGGCACGCCCCUGAGGAAGGAAGGGGUGGCCCAGGCUUACGUAUACGAAUUGUUUGAUAGUGACGAGAGGCAGGAGAAUGGGACGGGGCCGGUGCCGUAUUAUGGGAUCUUGUAUCCGAACAUGACGCUGAAGGUUAACGUUGAUUUUUCGGCGGCUUCGGAGAGGGUGGGAGGCAGCGGCGGUGGUGGAAUCUUGGUGAGGGUGGCGGUUAGGGUUCUGAUGGCGGUUGUGGUUGUGGUUUUGGUGUUGCAUUAGAUGUGAUGGACAGCCAUUGAUUUUGGGCAUCUGUUAGGCUUUGUUCUGUUUUGGUAGUACUAGAGAUUGCAGUUUAGGGUGUUGAUUGAGAUCAUUUGGAGGGGAAUUUGAGUUGUAGUUUAAUUUGGUGAAGGUAAUUCUCUGUUUCGUGAACAAAUUGGUUGAAAUGUGAAGGGUAUUUUGAGGGAAAAUCCAUUUGGGAUUCCAAUUCAUUUUACUUGAUUACUUUUAGCACUUGAUCUCUUUUUCAUUUUUGAAGGCUGAAAUACUUCAUUCUAGUAUAAAUGGACUUGUUCUUCUUUCCCCUUCAUCUCCUUAAUUUAAAGUCAAUUUGAUUGUGUGGAACGAAAACUUUGC
This is a messenger RNA of Rhododendron vialii, 1586 nucleotides long. RefSeq names its product glucan endo-1,3-beta-glucosidase 11. The record is from RefSeq and is a predicted model, not a curated record. Gene Ontology annotation, molecular function: hydrolase activity, hydrolyzing O-glycosyl compounds. Gene Ontology annotation, biological process: carbohydrate metabolic process. The transcript has a single exon. NCBI's taxonomy places the organism in Eukaryota, Viridiplantae, Streptophyta, Magnoliopsida, Ericales, Ericaceae. Gene Ontology annotation, cellular component: plasma membrane. The coding region runs from base 72 to 1229 and encodes 385 amino acids.